CGUAGGGGCGAAAUCGUGACUGGGUUGCGAAAUAUUUCAGCACUCCAUUGUGCGCUCCGCCGCCGGACAACGCCACGUGACAGAUGCCUGUAGUCACAUGACCUGGGGCAGGUAAGAUGGCGGCGGGUGUUGUGAGUUUCUUCCUCCUGAUGAGCGGAGCGCUGGGCGCGGCACAGCCCGUCUGCAGCUCGUGUCCUGGAGAGAUGAGGAACGUGUCUGAGGUGGGGAGGAGAUGUGAGGCCGCCCCCGGGGCCCGGAUAGAGGGCCGGUGCUGUGUGACCGGGAACAACACCGUAAUCGGCCUCGAUCUCCACAAUUGCUCCAUCUCGCACCUGGACCGCGCCGCCCUCCCCCUCACCGCUGUUCUGGCCGUCAUGGACCUCUCCCAGAAUCCUCUGCAGGAUCUAUCUGAUGACAUGUUUCAGGGACUAAUCGGUCUGGAGUAUAUAGCUCUGCCCCCUAACAUCAGCUGUCCUGGGGGUGAGGGGUCGUGGAGGACGGUGAACACCAGUGAUGACGCCCGGAUCUGCCAGGGCCAGAGGGACGUGUGUAACGAUACAGCAGAGCCGACCAUGCUGUGUCCGGAGAAUUCUCU
This is a messenger RNA of Hyla sarda, 595 nucleotides long. RefSeq names its product all-trans retinoic acid induced differentiation factor (gene ATRAID). The transcript is spliced from 6 exons. Gene Ontology annotation, molecular function: protein binding. The annotation marks the transcript as partial. Gene Ontology annotation, cellular component: intracellular membrane-bounded organelle. Gene Ontology annotation, biological process: positive regulation of osteoblast differentiation. The record is from RefSeq and is a predicted model, not a curated record. Lineage: Eukaryota; Metazoa; Chordata; Amphibia; Anura; Hylidae.